GCACGCUGCUGACACUCUAUAGAUGCCUUGACAUCCAACAUGGCCACCUGAUAUGUAGCAGACGAUACACACAGGUGGCAUGAAGAGUUGUAAAUAAAAUCCACCCUCUAGAUUUAAUUAUGAGUGGACGUGUGCAGAAAGAGAGUGCCGAUGACUCUGACCGCAUCGACGAUGCAGUGGAUCCAAGAGUGCAGAUUGAACUUGAGAGAUUGAAUACAGCUACUGAUGACAUUAACAAACUAGAAGUUGAUUUAGAUGAAGCAAGGGCGACUUUUAGAGAAUUACUGUGCGAAUCAACAAUCAAGAUUGACACUUUAGCUAAGAAACUUGGAGCUUGUAUCGAAAAGUCCAGGCCAUAUUAUGAUGCUAGGUUUAAGGCAAAAGAAGCACUACAAGAAACGCAGAAAGCUGCAAUCAGAUUUGAGAGAGCCAAUAGUCAACAUGCAGCAGCUAAAGAAAUGGUAUACCUAGCAGAAGAAGGGUUACGAACUGAAGGAAGAUGCUUCGAUCACGCUUGGCAGGAAAUGUUGAAUCAUGCUACAUCGCGAGUCAACGAGUCGGAGCACGAGAGAGCUCUCUCUGAGGCAGAGCAUAGGCAUACAACCGCAUUGUAUCACAAAGCGGAACACGAAGUUCAGAGAUUACAACGUGAAUUGAAACGAACUAUUGCCAAAUCUAGUAUGGGUGCACGUCGCAGCUUGCUUCUGAUAAACAGUAUCGCCUACAGGCACAACUUGCUCAUGUUGCCUUACUAUGAAAUGAAAGCACAUUUCAAUCAAAUGCUGGAGGAGCAGAAAAUGAAAGUCAGUGCGUUGGAGAGAUCAGUUGGUGAAGCGAAAAUGACAUAUGCGGAAGCAUUACGAAAUCUUGAAAAAAUCAGCGACGAGAUUCACAGGACGAGAAGAUACGACGGCACGGAUGACUGUGAUAAGAAUGCACAAGAUGUAGGCGAUCAUUCCACCGUGCCGACCAACACAGCGACUCCAACGGAUUCUAGUGUGACCGGAUCUCCGGACAGCACGGAUUAUACUAGCGACGAAUAUUUGCGCCUUCCUGAUAAAAUAAGCCCAAGUGUGCCGUGUCCAAUGCCUACGAAAAUCGACCGAGACUCGUCGUCGGAAUAUCUGGGCCUAAACAACCUGAAUCUCUCAUCCACUGAACCACGUAAAUACAUAAAACGUGACCGUCCACGGAGCAUCGCGGCGACCGACUCGAAACAUAUCGUACCUCUAAAUCACACGAGCUCCUCUGCACCGGGCCUGGCGGAUCUAUCGGGAAUUAUUUCUCCUGUCGAAAAGAGAGUGAAGAUCCAGUCGCCGGUGAAGGAUAGCAAGAGCAAUAUCGCGACUCAAAAUGGAGAGGAGUGGACGGAGAUCAGUUUGAAUAACUCGCCGGACGAGAUUUACUACAACAAUGACGUGUACUCCGACGAGGAGGAUCAGAUUCCCUACAAACCGCUACCGAUGGACCUGAGCCCGGAGAUUGCUCAGCCGAUCAGCGCAACCGUCGAGCCGCUGAAGGAACAGUCCAAUCGAAAAAGACUAAUUACUCAAAAAUCCUUGCCCACGAUAUCGAAAGUGAAUGAAGUUACUUUGAGUGAAGAAAAGAAAGCCGAAGUUACGAGAAGUCCGUCAGUGAAGAACAGAGGCAAGCUCGACGGUAGCUUAGCCAAUUGGAUAACCAGAAGUUCAGCUGGGGGUGAGGCCAGCGGUGGUAGUUCCACGAAUUCAAGUAGAAGACAAUCUCUCGAUAUGUUAUGGAGCGGUGGUACGGGAGAACGCGUCAAGGAAUUACUCAAUCACGGUAUGAUGAUGCUAAACAUAUCUAGCUUGACGGAACGACGUUCCAGCGAACCAAAGACAGCGGAGAGAGACAAGGAGAAGUCUGAAAAGUCCGAGAAGUCGGAGGGUAAAGGAAAGAAAGUCCCUAGUCCAUUAGAGAAAACGAUGAGCUAUCUCAAUGCCGAUGAGGAGACGUCGGACAGCGAAAGCUUAGCUAGCGUGGAAAUGCUAACGGAGGAUCAGAUCUCCUCGCUCAUGAUGGAGCCGGAUAUGAACCAAGUAUGCCAAGAGAUUUUGGGGACCCCCUUGGUCGAGGUGUGUCCAUUAUUGCAACAACUGCAACAGCAACAAUAGCCUUAUCGUGAAGGGACUUGCGUGACCGAGCGGCGAGGAGUCAACAAUAGAAAGUGUUCAAGAUCGUUAUAAAAUGAUAACGUAAAUUUAAGGCACAUCUUUUCCGUUGAGGUACCGAGCACACACAGCAAUUUGUUUUUCGUACUACGCGCUACUAUACGUUUCUAUUCAACGUUGUUAUGACUUUAUAAAUUUGUUUGACGUACGUGAUGUAGAGCGAAGCAAAAGAACAUAUUUUUGGGGCAAUCGUGGAACCGAUGUUGUAAAUAUUAUUAUAUUCGGGUGUUUUAUUCGGUAUCAAGUUACUCUGUUAGUGAAAACGAUCUACAUAUACAUUUAUGUAGGGAUAUAAUCGGUUGAAAGCUUUUAGUUGACUUAGGAAUCGCUUGAAAAAAAAAAAAAUAAGCAAGAAAGGAAAGUGUCUCAUGAGCUCCUCGGACACUAUAAGAAGCCUAACGAUCUUUUUCGUGGAUACGCUUACACAAGAUUACCUUAGAUUGUCGCUUGGGGAGGGGGGACACAUCUUUCCGAACUUAUUCUAUAAAAUCUUUCUAAUAUUUAGCAUUUGGUAAACUAACGAAACAUCAUUCGCUAAGAAAGCAAUAUGUAGUUAAUUAAUUCUAGGAGAUUGUGUAGUUCAAUCUAGAUAGUCGUACACGAAUUUAUUCCGAGUUGCAUUGAUUCUAUUAUUUGCUUGUCUUUGAUACGCGACGACUGCUAUCACGUUGAAGUCUCUCGGAGCGUUUAAGGUAACUAUUAUUAGUAGAGCAUCGUGCAGCAACAGCGAGAUAUCAAACGAUCUAAGUAAAUUAGAUUAACCAUAACGAGAUUUGCGUUCACUAUACGUUACAAGACGGUCAGUUACGAUGAGUAUCAUGUUAUCCGUUGAAUUGUCCGCAAAGCACGAAGCAUUGGCGAAUAAGGAGAAGAAUUCUCAAAGAUUCUAAGAGAUUUUAGGGAGGAUUCUAGAAAGUUACGAGAUGCCAAUUAUGAUGUCGAUAACCAGAUUCUCUCUAAAACGCGGAACGACGUGUACAUAAACGUAGCGUAAAAAAAAAGAAAAGUAUGACUUCAAUCAUACACAGACAGAUCUGUAUGCAAAAUGUACUAUUAAUGUCGAAAAUGUUUUCUACAAGUUAAAUUCCAGUGGAACUCUUAGCAAAAUUUUAAGAAAUUCUACUCGAAUUUAGUUUGAAUUCAAUCAUACGUUAAUAUGUUGCAAAAAACGAACGAUCAAAUCAUAUUUUGAUAGAAUAUUUUGAAUACAGAUCAUAAAUCUCGCAGGAUUUAACAUGGCAUGCUAUCUCAUAUACGAAGCUUGUGUAAACGAUAGCAUAUGCGAUAGUAUUCCACACACACACACACACACACACACAUACACACACACACACACACAUCCGCCGCAGUUUCAGCCAGAUAUUUUUUCAAUAUUUUUUCGCUCCAACUGUGUGCGACAGGGACGACACAUGUAUCUAUCGACAAAGUACCUUAUAGUCGUCGAUGACAAGCGAGAAGUGUGAUUCGCAAAUACAAAUUAUAGUAAGCAGGCAGGUCUGGACAGUCCAAUGUGUUAUUCGCUCGUGAUAAUAAUAGAUCAGAGGAUUCGCAGCACACGAACGAAUUCCACGACUUGGGACAAGUAAGUUAAGUAAUCUAACUCCAAUCAUUUCUAUUGCCACACAUUGUGAUAUAGCUCUUAGCGAUUUUAGACAUUCAGUUGGAUUGUCCAAUCGUCGAUGAAUAUUUUAGUGCAAAGGGGUGCAUGCAAUGUGCUAUUUAUGAAGAGUAAUAUAUAUAUACAUAUAUUUAAAUUAUAAGUUAUAUGUAUAUAUAUACACACACAUACACACACGUAUAUAUACAGAUCCUAUUUAUUUUCAACGUGAUUUUCCGUAAUCGACAUUAAUUGACGACACUUUUCAUACAGCGUUUGUCAAUUUUUACACGAGAACAACAACAGUGGCAAUUAUAUUUUCUAGUAGAAAUGAUUUUACGAUUAUACGAUCGUGAUGCGCUGGAAGAGAACAAAAAGAGGAAUCAUAUGUAUAUGUCGCACACACACAUGCAACGUGGUUCAAUCGCCGACAUUGAAAGCGAGAUAAAUAUCAAUUAUCGGGAAAUAUCGUGUUUUAACAACUUAUUGUGGCUUGACGCGCGUAUACAAAGUCCAUUAUAUUGUACAUACUUUCGGUAAUGUAAUCUACUCUUUAAGGUCCGCAUUCAUAUCGCACAUUUAAUAAUGCCAAAUGUAAGGAUACGAAUGUGAACCAGAAUCUUUUUACGUGUACAAAAUGCGACGAAGUACGCUCUCUAAAUCCGCAUCCGCUGAUUCGAAUGAUUUACUCUGUUUCAAGAAAUUGAUCCGCAGCGCGAUCAGUUACUCGCUUAACGAACGAAAUUCUACCGAUUCUCACGAAUGAUAUUUUCGCGAGGAGAAUACGUAGUGCCAUGUAUCGUUCAUAUCCUUAGCUCUCCGUGUGAGUCUAGACCACUGUCGAGUAGGACCCGUAGAUGCGCGAUUCUUCCAUUCUAUUAUCACGAAGACGUACGAGGUUUGAGGUGUGAAAAUUGUUCGUCGAAAUUCCACACAUAAUCACAGCGUUAUCGCGACUCGCGGACGUUCGAGAAAUAUUUUCGUCUACGUCGUACGUCGUCGACGCAGUCCGACAAUGAGAGAUGAUAAGAAAUUAUAUUGUACAUACCUAAUAUUGUAUAUGUGAAUGUAACUAUGUAUAUACUAUUAUCCUCAUUAAAACCUCAUUACGAAAAUAUACGCCGUGAGAAAAACCGUGUAACGUUCGCCACGUGUGGCCGUUCGUUUAUAAAUUUCCGUCUGUUCGCGAUCAACUCAACUGAC
This is a messenger RNA of Harpegnathos saltator (Jerdon's jumping ant), 4992 nucleotides long. RefSeq lists its product as uncharacterized. Gene Ontology annotation, cellular component: cytoplasm. The coding region runs from base 120 to 2135 and encodes 671 amino acids. Gene Ontology annotation, biological process: intracellular signal transduction. The transcript has 11 exons. Gene Ontology annotation, molecular function: protein kinase inhibitor activity. The record is from RefSeq and is a predicted model, not a curated record. NCBI's taxonomy places the organism in Eukaryota, Metazoa, Arthropoda, Insecta, Hymenoptera, Formicidae.